CAUAAUCUCUGCAGAAGUUUAAAUAAGGACUUAUUUCCGGUUUAUACUUCUGCAACAUGAGCAAUGAUCGUUCUAAAAUUAAGGAUAAAGGAAAGAUGAAGAUACUUUUGUUGCUUCAUUUAUGCUGUGAUUUAUUGGCAGUGAAACACUCACUGAAGUAUUUUGUCUGUGGAUCUUCUGGACUCCCAAAUGUUCCGGAGUUUAUUGCUGUAAUGGUGUUUGACGGCAUUCAGACAGGUUAUUGUGACAGCAGCAAUAAGACAUUAAAACCACAACUGGACUGGGCAAAGAAAAUAUUACAAACUAAUCCUGAGCAGCUGGAGUGGUACACUCAGAAGUGUUUCGAGGACCAGCCAAAUGUCUUCAGAGGCCAAAUUUUUAGAUGGAAGCAGCGUUUCAACCAAAGUGGAGGUGUUCACAUCAUACAGAGAAUAAGUGGAUGUGAAUGGGAUGAAAACACUGACAGUGUGACCGGAGUGUUGAAGUAUGGCUAUAAUGGAGAAGGCUUUCUUGAAUUUGACAUGAAGACACUGACGUGGAUCGCACUGAAACCAGAGGCUGACAUGAUCAAACUGAAAUGGGAUGCUGAUCGGAUCAGAACAAUAAAGAACAAAGACUUUCUCACUAAGAUCUGUGCAGAGUGGCUGAAGAUGUAUGUGGACAAUGGGAAAAGAUCCCUGCACAGGACAGUUCUUCCCUCAGUAUCGCUCCUCCAGAAAACUCCCUCCUCUCCAGUCAGCUGCUACGCUGCAGGUUUCUAUCUUGACAAAGCCGUGAUGUUCUGGAGAAAAGAUGGAGAUGAGAUUCAUGAUGGUGUGGAAAAAGGAGAUAUCCUCCCAAACGAUGAUGGCACCUUCCAAAUUAUUGUUGAUCUGAAUAUUUCAUCAGUCAAACCUGAAGACUGGUGGAGAUACGAGUGUGUGUUUCAGUUCUUGAGUGGUGAGAACAUCAUCGUCACCAAACUGAAGCAAAUAAUGAUCAGAACCAACUGGAGAGAAAACAUACUUAGGACUGGCAGAGGUGAGUGAAGCUCAUUUGAUUCAUUUGCUGAUAUUGUGGAUUGGCUAACGUGAUGCUUGAAUGUUUUGUCCUGAAGAAUAGCCAUUACUAUGGGAAUAACUAAUGGGGGUCAUCACAGAAGGAAAAAAAAAAGUUAUUUUAAUAUUUUUUCACUGGUUAAAUGCAAUCCAUUACUGCUCUUAACCUUCUUAAGAAAAUAUUUUUCAGAAUUUGUUUAGACCAUGUAAAUGACAGUGAUUUUUGGAAUUUUAUAUUUCAAUUUUUUCCCAAAAUGUCUAUUUUUUAUUAUAAUUUAUAAUAAAAAAAUGUCUAUAAUCCACAAAUACGGAUUUGGGUAUAUAAUGACUGGGUAUUGUGUUAGAAACAAAGGUACAACAAAGGUAUGCAACAUUGCUGACUCUGAAUUCAGAAACACCUCGACUUCACCUAACACCUAACUUCAGAGCUGGGCCCUAAUGUAUGGCCCCGACUUUGGAACACAGGGCAUGCUGCAUGUGGGAUUGUUUUUUUGUUUUUCAGUUUCAGAGAGGCGACCUACAUCAUGUAAGUACGACUUCAUUGUUUGUUAUUUGUAUUUUCCGCUUUGGUCUGACAGUUUGGAUUUAAAACAUUAUUUGUGUAACCGAUAUAUUUUUUUCUUUGGCUUUAACAGCUCCUGACAACAAUGUUGAACAGAUUCAACUGAAUCAGGUUAAAUAGACAAACGCAGGACUCUGCACUCUCCAGUUAAAUAAGAAUAAAGUUGUUUUUUUUUAAUUUUGUUAUAUGAACUUGACUUUUGUUUACUUUUUAAUUGUUUUAUUUAAAAAAAAGAAGUUCAAAUGUUUACAAUACAUUUAGGCAUUUUCAUUUUUGUCUACGAGUCUCUGUAUCAUUACAGCUAAAACUGUUUUGUUCUGUUCCAAGCUUUUGUAGGGACAACAAAUUUGUUAGAGUGGUGCUGUCUUUCUAUUUCUGUUUCUUUAGAACCGCUUCAUUUUCUAUUGAUUGUUGUGUUUUAAAUGUGAGAUUCUGUGUCAUGUGAUACCAGUGAUAUGUUUCUCAGAAGAUUUUGAUUUAUCAAAACUGUUAAAGCUGCUCUCUAUGUUUGAGUGCAGUCAGUGAAAAGAAAUCCACAAAAAGAGAUUUUUGUGUGUAGUUUCAUAUAUUGUCCUCUGUUUUUAUUAUAUUUGAUUUAAGUUUUGUUAUUAAAUAUGUUUUGUCAUAUUAAAGUUAUCCGUUUAAGCUUCAGUCUGUUUAACUUUCUGGACGUUUUGUUUGUUUGAAUGUUUGUUUGUGUUUCAUGGAAAAAAGAAAAAAAGAAUCUCAUAUUUUAUUUAGAUUUUUUGGAAUUGAUUUUCUCAGCUACAUAAACAGGAUCUAUCUUAUGUAUUAUAAUUAUUGAUGUCAAAAUAAAAUCAAAAUAAGUAAAGUCCAACAGAGGGAAGAGUGUGCCGUUCUUACAAUUAUAGAUGAUUUAUUUUCUCAAACUUCUCAAGAAGCGGCAACAACAUCUGUAAAUUAUGGAGACUGCAAUGUGUCAUUCAUUCUGUUGGUCCCUAAUGUGCAUACUGGGGUAAUAUUUAGGAAGAAAAGUGAAAAAUAAAAUCAAUUAAU
Molecule: messenger RNA, 2616 nt
Organism: Haplochromis burtoni (Burton's mouthbrooder)
Lineage: Eukaryota; Metazoa; Chordata; Actinopteri; Cichliformes; Cichlidae
Product: major histocompatibility complex class I-related gene protein-like
Exons: 4
Coding region: 57-1028 (323 amino acids)
Biological process (GO): immune response
Cellular component (GO): external side of plasma membrane
Source: RefSeq, a predicted model, not a curated record